Saccharomyces eubayanus is the source of this 630-nucleotide messenger RNA. RefSeq names its product Mso1p (gene MSO1). The transcript has a single exon. Lineage: Eukaryota; Fungi; Ascomycota; Saccharomycetes; Saccharomycetales; Saccharomycetaceae. Bases 1 to 630 code for a protein of 209 amino acids. The record is from RefSeq and is a predicted model, not a curated record.
AUGAGUCAAGUGUCACAAUCCCAGGAAGGCUCCGGGCGAUUUUGGAACAAGUUCAAAACAUCAACCAAAUCGUUAUCUACAUCAUUGUCACAUUUAUCCAUUAAGACAGAGAAAGAUGGUGACACAGCAAAUUCAACCCUGGUCCAUAAGGGACUGGUCAAAUUCUAUCAAAAUCAGCACCCCUUCCAGGGAUUCCCAGGCUGGUUAGGGGAGAAAGAAGAACUACCUAAUGAGCGCAAAAUAUUAGAUACGCAAGUGAAGCACGAUAUGAAAAAGCAAAAUUCUCAUAAUUUCUCAUCGUCCUUCUCCAGCAGAAGGAAACCUUCUUCUGAAAACCCCAUGGAUCCUCCUGCGUCGAGUGGGAGCGUGCCGGAAUAUACACCUGCAAGCAAAUCCUUUCAGAACAUUUAUAACAACACAGCAAGUUCUUCUGGCUCAGCACCGAGAAGGGCUGUAUCGCGACCCUCUAAACCUUCUGCAGGCCAAGAAUUUAGAGCAAGCUUAGGUCGGAGUAAAACAUCGGGAAGUUUUAACACUUCCAAUACUCCAACGCCGCCACCAGAAUCAAAUGGUGGGGUUAUGGCAAUGAAGGAUAGACUAAAGAGGCGCAAUAAUGAUUAUGGGUUUUAA